Molecule: messenger RNA, 1152 nt
Organism: Cylicostephanus goldi
Lineage: Eukaryota; Metazoa; Nematoda; Chromadorea; Rhabditida; Strongylidae
Source: the annotation of a GenBank genome assembly
UCGAUUGGCCACGAGCUGAAUCUUCGUUCUUUGCGGGAACUGUGCUUGGCCAUUACGAAUGCAAGUGAGAAUCGAAUAUUCUAUUCAGGCAAAAAAGCUCCUGCACUUACUCCUGCUACGAACUUACUUACCAGGAUAUCGGAAAUUCUCGCACCGUUGGGCAAUCGCCCUCUAGUUCAUCAAAUGCUAAUCUGGCCAAUAGUUUGUGCUCAUUUUGUGCAGGUGGCUUCCUGCCCAGACGAGUCUCGUGUCGGAGUCACAGCGCUAUCGGAUGUGAUCUCCAAUCUUUUACUGUCGGAAUCUCAAGGGCUGUGCUUCAAUCAGAUGUUGAUUGCACCUUUUCAGGCAAUCAUCUGCUCGGACACAUGUUCACCAGAAACACGAGAACAAAUUGUAGCAGCUUUGGCAGAUUUUGUGAAGACAAAAUCGGAACGGAUUGGGUCAGGUUGGAAAACCCUUUUCGGCACUUUACGGGCUCUGCGAACAUCAGAAGUCGAUGGUGAUAGCGUUCACUGGACGGUGCUCGAUGUCAUAGCAACUUAUCUUAGGAUCGACAAUUCUGUGCUAUCCUGGUCCCUACCAGACUGUCUGCUCUCUGCUGCAGAUUCGAAGCCAGUAGAAGAUCAACUUAGUGAAGCCGCUCUGCGACUUGUGAAUCCCACCUAUACUGUGAUAUUAAACCUUUUCAAAACGCCACAUAUACCCAAUCCGAAUCUCUUACACAAUUUUAGAGCCGAACUUCGCGCCGUUUGCCUUGAUGAGGUUGAAACCGACAAUGAUCCCUCACCCCUUCAAGGAACUUUACCCUGGGAAGGUUUACUCCCAUCUGAAGUGGCUUCGUUGGAAUUAUUGCUUUCCUUCGUGGAGCAUUUGGCCGGCACUUUGGUCACGGCACCGCUGUAUAUUCAACCAUCUUUACUAGUUUCCGUACAACAACUCAUUAACACCAUUAAAGGUCUAAAAACAGCCUGCUUCUGUCUCUCGACCCUCCUUUUACCCCAUGUACAAAAAUGGAUGAGAAGAAUACCAAAGAAUGAGGAGAAAGCAGAUGCUGUCGGAAUUUGCACACAAAUGGUUGCAGACAUUUUUGCAUUGGAACAGAGUAAGGCAUUUUGGUCCUUCUCCUCCCUCCCUGUCCCCAUAAAAGGAUAA